Messenger RNA from Ooceraea biroi (clonal raider ant), 1672 nucleotides. It is a transcript of the gene Coq6, whose product is annotated as ubiquinone biosynthesis protein COQ6, mitochondrial. The record is from RefSeq and is a predicted model, not a curated record. Gene Ontology annotation, cellular component: mitochondrion. Gene Ontology annotation, molecular function: FAD binding; 4-hydroxy-3-all-trans-polyprenylbenzoate oxygenase activity. Gene Ontology annotation, biological process: ubiquinone biosynthetic process. Lineage: Eukaryota; Metazoa; Arthropoda; Insecta; Hymenoptera; Formicidae.
GAAGUAUAGAAGGUGCACAUCACUGAACCAAGAUGGCGGCUCUGAGGGAAGCGGUGUUAUCACACCGGCUUGCUUUUAUGUCAUUAUCGCAGAAUUACAAACGUAUCAUUCCUAACGUGGCUGCUGCGUCAAGGAAAAACUACUUGUCCACUGCAGAACAGGAAGAAAAUUAUGAUAUUAUCAUCACUGGAGGUGGCAUGGUCGGCACGACGUUGGCGUGUGCUAUAGCAAACAAUCGAAGAUUGGAAGGCAAGAGAGUUUUGCUUCUGGAAGGUAGCCCUAAAGAAGAGUACACGCCGCAGGAGAAAUAUUCCAAUCGAGUUGUUGCCUUGAAUCAGCAAACUCGUACCUUGUUGUCCAGCUUCGGAGCAUGGAAGCACAUAGAGGCAGUCCGCUGUUGCCCAGUACGGAAAAUGCAGGUGUGGGACGCAUGUUCCGAAGCGAUGAUAACUUUCAACGAGAACCACUUGUCCGACGAGCUGGCGUACAUCGUCGAGAACGAUCUACUGCUGCACGCCAUUAAUAAGCAGCUUUCCGAGAAGGAGAACGUGACUGUGAUCUACGAGUCGAAAGUUGCCGACGUGAAACUACCGGGGACGUCGGAGGGAUAUGCCACGGUGCAGUUGCAUUCCGGGAAGCGAUUCAGAUCCAGAUUACUGGUGGGCGCCGAUGGAGUCAAUUCGCUGGUGCGAAAGGCGAUGGGUGUGCAAUACUUGAACUGGCAGUAUGAUCAACUGGGUAUCGUCGCGACCCUGAAACUAUCCGAGCCUACGGAGAACAUCGUCGCUUGGCAGAGGUUCCUUCCAACUGGGCCCAUCGCGUUGCUUCCGUUGACAGAUUCUCUAAGUUCGCUGGUGUGGUCCGUAACGAGCGAGAAAGCAAAAGAGCUGCUGAAAGUGUCGGAGGAGGAGUUCGUUGACAGGAUAAAUGAGGCGCUGUGGCGGGUCUACCCGAAGAACGGUGUCGUCGAGAGUGGGAUGCACGCGCUCCGCCAGCUACUUGAAGGACUCUCUUUACAAACCGGCGUGUCCAGGCAGCUGCAGCCUUCCGUAGCGGCGAUCGUCGAAGGAUCCCGCGCGGCGUUUCCUCUAGGUUUCGGCCACGCCGUAUCGUACACCCAACCGGGCACGGUGCUGGUCGGGGACGCGGCGCACCGGGUCCAUCCCUUGGCUGGCCAGGGUGUGAAUCUCGGUUUCGGCGAUGUGACGGCGCUGACGCAGCUCCUCGCCGAGGCCGUCGUGAACGGCAGCCAACUCAACAGCACGAUACACUUGCGGAGAUACGAGACGCUCAGGCAACGACACAACGUACCGACGAUGCUCGUCAUCGACGCGCUCCAUCGGCUGUACAAGACCACCGCGGCUCCCGUCGUCUUAGCCAGAAGCCUAGGCAUGCAGCUGACGAACGCUAUCCCGCAAGUCAAGAAAUUGUUGAUGGAACAAGCAGCAGGAGAGACAGUCUGUAAAUGAUAACUUGGGCAGGCAAGAAUAUAAAUUAAAUACUUUAGAAUAAAGAUACAUUAAUUUUGUAAUUUAUUUUUUUUUUUACUGAAUAUGUAUUAUACAUUGUUAUCGUAAAUUGUAGUAUUAUCACAAAUUGUGUUAUUAACAUUUAAUAAAUAAUAUAUAAUAUGUAUAAAAUAUAUAUAAGAAUAAAAAUAUAUAUAAUAUAU